Lucilia sericata (common green bottle fly) is the source of this 3191-nucleotide messenger RNA. It is a transcript of the gene l(2)dtl, whose product is annotated as protein lethal(2)denticleless. NCBI's taxonomy places the organism in Eukaryota, Metazoa, Arthropoda, Insecta, Diptera, Calliphoridae. The record is from RefSeq and is a predicted model, not a curated record. Bases 171 to 2735 code for a protein of 854 amino acids. Gene Ontology annotation, cellular component: nucleus. Gene Ontology annotation, molecular function: protein-macromolecule adaptor activity; protein binding. The transcript has 3 exons. Gene Ontology annotation, biological process: mitotic G2 DNA damage checkpoint signaling; proteasome-mediated ubiquitin-dependent protein catabolic process.
UUUUACUACGCCAACAACUGUCAUUCGUAUUUUCCUCGAAUUUUUUUUUUCAUUCAAAAUUUUCUUGCACUGCUUCAGAAGUGAACAUGAAUUUUAUGCUGCAUUUAAGUGUGAAAAUAAAAUAAAUUAAGAAAAAAUUAAAGUACAAAAAUAGAUAAAAUAAAAGAAACAUGAAAACAACAAUGAAUUAUGUACAAAAAUACUUCAGCAGACAACAGGGAAUUUCGAAUGACCUGAGCUAUGACUUUGCCUUGAAGCGUUUGUGUGUGGCCAAAGAGGAUAGUUGGCGUGGCAUUUUACCCUCAAACUACAGUUCAGACUUUAACCCGGAACCACCGAUAUUUGCUGCCAAAUUUGCCAAUUGUGAAGGUUAUCGUCAUAUGUUGGCUAUUGCCAAUGAAGAUGGUAAAAUCGCCCUGCAAGACACCACACAACGCAACUAUGAAGCGGAGGAAAAAUCGUUGACAGCUCCUCAGUGUCAUUAUAAUGCUGUUUUCGAUUUGGUAUGGGCUCCGGGACAAAUGCGUUUUGUCUCAGCUUCAGGCGAUCACACAGCCCGCCUUUGGGAAGUUACAAAUAGUGAAAUAAUAGGUGUGCGGCCAUUUGUGGGCCAUACGCGUUCUGUGAAAACGGCAGCAUUUCGUAAAAAUGAUUCAUCAGUAUUUGCUACGGGUGGUAGAGAUGGUGCCAUUAUUAUAUGGGAUACUAGAGCUAAUUUAAAUUUGGAUAUGACACCUAGAGCGGAUAAUUGUAUAUAUAGUGGUCAUGUUGGUGGUCCCGGUACACCGGUCUCACAGAGAAAACGCUCUCGCACUCCCAAAAUGCCACCAAAUACAACGUCGAGUAGUAUUACGGGUCUAGCAUUUCAGGAUGAAAACACUUUAAUCUCCUGCGGUGCUGGUGAUGGUAUUAUAAAAGUAUGGGAUCUAAGACGCAACUAUAGUACCUACAAAAAGGAACCGCAUCCCAAACACAGUCUUCCUUAUGCUGGCUCCUCCACCUUUAAGGGUUUCACCAAUUUAAUUGUAGACGAUUCGGGUUGUCGCCUCUUUGCCAAUUGCAUGGAUAAUACCAUCUACUGUUAUAAUUUACAUUCAUAUUCACCAAAGCCUUUGGCACGUUAUCGCGGCCUUUUAAAUAGUACCUUUUAUAUAAAAUCUUGCCUAAGUCCAGAUGGCAGAUAUCUUCUCAGUGGCAGUUCAGAUGAGAAGGCGUACAUUUGGAAUUUGGAGUAUCCGGAUGAACCGCUGGUGGGUUUAUCAGGUCAUACGGUGGAGGUAACAUGUGUUGCGUGGGGUUCAACACAUGAUCGUCCUAUUGUUACAUGCAGUGAUGAUGCUAGACAUAAAAUAUGGCGCAUAGGACCGGAGGAAUUGACAGCCUCAGAAAUAACAGAGAACUAUCGUGGACAGGCAGAAUAUGUUAGAAAAUUCUCUAAACCAGUCAAUCCUACAGCUUCUACGCAUAAAUAUAAUCUAAGAGAUUUGGAAAGUACUCCAAGAUCUUUAAAAAGACUGGUGGAACAGAACGAAAGAACCCCCAAUACUGUGGAAAAAGUUUCGACGAAAAGAAGUUUUUUGGAAAUGUUGGGUUGCUCUUCGACAAAUCCUUCCAAUGAGGAAGGUGGGGAAAUGGAAUUGCAUGAACCUAAGAGACCCAAAACCUUAGAGACGCGAGGACGUAGACUGUUCAGUCCUUGUCCCGCCAAUAGCAGCGGGGCCUCUACUAGUUCAGCAGCAGGUUUUGCUUCGAGAAGUAUAUUUAAACAAUUGUCUAGUAUACCAGAAGAACGUAAUGUUAGUAUUAAUAUCAGCACCACAAGUCCUUUAACACAUCACCCAGAAACUUUGCUCAACAACGAUUCGAAUCAGGAAAAUAACCAAGAAAGUGUUGUUCAGCAAACUCCACCAUUAAGCGCUGCGGCCAAUGUAUCAAAAAUAAAUGUAAACGCUAACAAUACCCCAUCGCCAUUGGCUGAAAGGCGGCCAGGUUUAGAAAUGAAUCUCUCAGCAGCCUCUUUUACUUCUCCGCCCUCCACAAGUUUACAGGCUGCUUAUACACCCACACAACAACCCUUCUCUUCGCUGAUCUUUUCACCCACCUCAAAUUUACCUAAUUAUGUAUUAGACGGUGAGGCGCCACAUUUGGGCAUCAUGUCACCGAAACGUAAACUCAAAGAUAAAGUCGAUUGGUUGACUAAAAUACGCAAACAAAAAUUAAUGUCCUCCUGUCGAGGGACAUCGCUGACAGAAAAAAUGCAAGAACAGCAAAUACAUUCUACAAACAGUAAUAUAAGUGAAACAAUGGCAGCAGGAGCCGCCAGUACUGUAACACAAGUCUCGUCACCGCGUUUACAAAGUCUUCGACAGUCGGAGAGCAGUCCAAGAUCUUCGACACCUCGUAGACGUUUGUCACAAAAUCAUCUAUCCUCGCCCUCAUCAUCUACACAUCAUAGUCCACGCACACCCACCUCAAGUCGAAGAAAUAGUGAAACUACUCUUCUUCGUUUCUUUAGUGUUCAAACGCAAAAUGCCUCUACAACCUGCUCCUCCAAUAGACAGCAGCCGCCAUCUCCUUUAUCCUCGGCCGAUGUGGGAGAUAUGCGACCCUUGUCACCCAUUACGGCCGGUUCACCUCUUAAUCCCAAUCCUUCCUCCUCAUCGAACAACAUAACAAAUCCAAAUGCGCCUUCUUUACAUCCAACGCCCUCGUCGGCAACCACCUGCACUGAGUGAUUUAGUUUUAUAAUACAUAUUAUUUGAGUUGUUAGUUUUAUACUUUUACUAAAUUUAUUUAUUUUUAACAUUUCUUCUAUUUUUUCACUACAUUAUCAUAUUUUUAUUUCGUUUUAACAAACGUUGUUGUCUUUUACAGAUUUCGCGUUAACUUUUUUGCAUUUUUACCACUUUAUUCCAUAAGAUUUUUUUGUUUAGUUUUUUAUUAAAUAAUUUUUUUAUCUGUAAAUUAUUUAGUUUAUAAGUUAAGCAUAACUGAAUUUUUUUAUUGAAACUCUAGUUGUUAGACUCUAAAAAAUUCUUAACUUCUUCAAAAAAGAAUUUUUAAUUACUUUAGUUUUUAAUACAACAACAAAUUGGUAACCAAUUUAUUGUUCACUACAACAAUUUGCUGCUUUUUCCGUUAUAGAAAAAAUGGUUGAAAAAUAAUAAAGACUUAUAAAAUUAUUUAUAAUU